Messenger RNA from Carassius carassius (crucian carp), 946 nucleotides. RefSeq names its product major histocompatibility complex class I-related gene protein-like. Gene Ontology annotation, cellular component: external side of plasma membrane. Bases 129 to 824 code for a protein of 231 amino acids. Gene Ontology annotation, biological process: immune response. The record is from RefSeq and is a predicted model, not a curated record. The transcript has 3 exons. Lineage: Eukaryota; Metazoa; Chordata; Actinopteri; Cypriniformes; Cyprinidae.
UUCUGCGGCUGCGCUCCGUUACCAGUUUUAUCCUGUUGAUUCAGGUGUGGCAAAUGCUAGAGCUUUAGCAGUGCUCCUCGACGACUACACAAAGAAUUGUGUGUCAAAUUAAUGGAUUUUCAUCUGAAAUGAAAUUCAUCAUCUUCUUCAUCUACAUACCUUUGGUUCGUUCAGAGUUACACACGCUCAAUACUACAUACACUGGAGUAAAUGGACAGAGGUUUGCAGGAACUCCAGAGUUUUCUUCUGUAACUACACUGGAUUCACAACAGAUUGAUGAUUAUGACACUGUGACAAAGAAGCUGAUUCCCAAACAGGACUGGAUGAAGGAGUUUGCAUCUACAGAAACAUGGAAAGAAUACACUGAGAUCAGAGAACGAGUGCAGCAGAUCAACAAACUCAACAUUCCUGAUCUAAUGCAGAGAUUCAGUCCUCCACGUGAUCACACGUAUCAGAGAGUGUAUGGAUGUGUUUGGGAUGAUGAGACUGGACACAUAUAUGGGUUUGAUGAGUACAGUUAUGAUGGACAGGAUUUCAUCACACUGGACCUGAAGGAGAACAGAUACACUGCAUCUGUACCACAGGCAGAAGCCACAGUGAUGAAGUGGAACGAGGACAGAAAACAACUUGAUUUUCUGAAACAAUACUACAGAUAUGAGUGUGUUGACUGGCUGGAAGAGCUCGUACAUUUCUCUAAAGCUUCUCUUAAGAAAACAGGAACAGUACCAGAGUCAACAGAACAGAGUUUGACUGAGCCAGCUGUGAUUGACACCAAGAGAGACGGUAAGUUGAGAACUGGUUCAUUUUUCUCUUUGUACAUUUGACUUAUUUUAGAGGCAAAACACAUCAGAAUGCCUUUGCUUGUUUUCUAUUGUUGUUUUUAGGUUUAUUUUCUUUAGUGUUGUUUAUGUUUUUCUGUCAUAUUAUUCAUUUCAUAUUAUGUAUA